Messenger RNA from Cajanus cajan (pigeon pea), 1403 nucleotides. Its product is annotated as phosphatidylglycerophosphate phosphatase PTPMT2. Lineage: Eukaryota; Viridiplantae; Streptophyta; Magnoliopsida; Fabales; Fabaceae. The record is from RefSeq and is a predicted model, not a curated record. Gene Ontology annotation, biological process: protein dephosphorylation. Gene Ontology annotation, molecular function: phosphoprotein phosphatase activity.
AUGGCAUUUUUGUUAGAGACCUUCCACACUCUACUCUUAUGAACAUUUUCACCACUCUCUCUCACCCAAUUUUUUCUGCUUUUCUCUUUUCCCCCAAUCGAUUCCAUUUCUCUCUAAUUAGCGUCUUCCUUCGUUUCCAAGUCAGCGUUAAGUUGUGGUUUUAGGGUUUGCGAUGAAGAUCGAGGAACUGGACGACGUUGAGUGUAGCAGCGACGAGAGGCAGAUUGUGAGCGUUGAUGCUAAGAGAGCGUUGGUGGGAGCAGGUGCACGGAUCCUGUUCUAUCCCACACUCUUGUAUAAUGUGCUUCGUAACAAGAUUGAAGCUGAGUUCAGGUGGUGGGAUCAAAUCGACGAGUUUCUGUUACUGGGCGCUGUUCCGUUCCCCAAGGACGUUCCUCAGUUGAAGACGCUUGGUGUGGGUGGUGUGAUUACUCUCAACGAGCCUUAUGAAACCUUGGUGCCUUCGAAGUUGUAUCGGGCUCACGGGAUUGAUCAUUUGGUCAUUCCCACUAGAGAUUACCUCUUUGCCCCCUCAUUUGUUGAUAUCGACCGGGCUGUGCAGUUCAUUCACCAGAAUGCAACUUGCGGUAAAACUACGUAUGUUCACUGUAAAGCCGGGCGGGGGAGGAGUACAACAAUUGUGCUUUGUUAUCUGGUUGAAUACAAGCACAUGACACCUGCUGCCGCACUGGAAUAUGUUCGGUCUCGAAGGCCUAGAGUCCUACUAGCACCAUCACAGUGGAAGGCUGUUCAAAACUAUAACAAGCGAAGGCCAUGUCCUUUACCAUACUCACCCUCUGGGGACGCAGUUCUUAUAACCAAAGCUGAUCUUGAAGGCUAUCAUAGCACAUGUGAUGCUGGUAUGGAGCUGGCCAUUGUUCCUAAAGUGCCAAAGACUAAACCCAUGAUUGCAAGAUUAUCUUGCCUGUUUGCAUCCUUAAAGGUGUCUGGUAGUAGUGUACCAAUGACCAGGCGGCUCCCGGUUUCUGAGUCACGUGCUUGCUAAGCCAGCUUGACAUGGUAUGUCAAGCAGGUGGCCUGUACAGAAGAUGAUGAUGAAAAUAAGUGAAAUUUGAUAAUUUCCUUCAAAGUCGGUACAAUUGUGUUACAUGAAGAGAGGAUGGAUAGAAAGAAAAGAUCGGAGAGAAGGUUUCUCCAAUGUUGUGUUACAGGUUAAGAGGAACAUGUUGUAGUUUCUUGACUUUUUGUACAUAUGUCUUCCUUUUGCAUGUUUGUUAAUCCAAGUGAAUCCUUGUGCAAGUUAAAGCAUUGUUUGUGAAAUCAACAGAAUUUGUCAGGUGGUGACGUAAUAGUUACUAGUCUUUUUUGCAGAUACUAAACCAUAGCCGAUUCACCUGCCUAAUCUGUACCCUGUAUCCUAUGCAGAAUUGAUGUCAAACUCU